CUGGGGAGGGCCGCGCCGCCGGGAGCCCCGCACUCCGGAAGUGAAGCGGCCAGACCACUGGCUAAUGGAUGCGGAGCUGAGGGCCCGCUGACCGCUCUUGGCGCGCCGGGGCAGCUUGGCUUGGCUGGAGCUAAGAGACACCCGGACACACACCUGGGUGGAGUUGGGUGACAUCUGCCUGUGCUAGAAGCUGAAUAUAUAAGCUGCUGGACUGUCAUGGAACAUUCUGGAACGUGUAAACAGGAGUCCAAGCCACUCUGCUGGGAGAUUGCCCUCCAGGAGUUCCGGGUGCCAGAGUGGAGGUGUCUCCCCACCGUCUAAAGAGAGGUGAGGUGACAGAGACCCGGAGGGCGGUGAAAGCAGCUGUCCUACGUGCAUUUGGCGGGGAGCGGGGGUGGGCAGCACCACUACGAGGCUGCGGGAGAGAAACCGCAGCUUCGAGGCUGCAGAACCACAGACAGUGGUGCUGUCAGAACUGGGGUCAGGUCUGGACACCUAACACAAAGUGCCGAAUCCUUGCGGCCGGGCAGUGAGGGUGAUUGGUCCAGAAGAUUUUGAGACAGCUGCUAUUGGAGCGACCUGACCCAGGACCCAGUCACUGGUGUGUUACAACGUUUAGAAGCUCAUCCAGGAUAGUCUCAGUUCUAAGGCAGUGUCUUUCUGCCCCACAAACUAAUCGGUACCCGUAGAGUCAGAUCGAGUUAAUAUUUGGGACAAUGGCGCUGGCACUGUUGGAGGACUGGUGUAGGAUCGUGAGUGUGGAUGAUCAGAAGUCACUGAUGGUUAUGGGGAUACCAGUGGACUGUGAUGAGACCGAGAUUCAAAAGACUCUCCAGGAGGCUUUAAAGUCUCUGGGCAGGUAUCGACUGCUUGGCAAAAUAUUCAGGAAGCAGGAGAAUGCCAAUGCUGUGUUAUUAGAGCUUCUGGAGGACACUGAUGUCUCCGCGAUCCCCAGCGAGGUUCAGGGAAAGGGGGGUAUCUGGAAAGUGAUCUUUAAGACCCCUAACCAGGACAUUGAAUUUCUUCAAAGGCUGAACCUCUUUCUAGAAAAAGAGGGGCAGACAAUCUCGGGAAUGUUCCGAGCGCUUGGGCACGAGGGCGUGUCUCCAGCCACGGCACCCUGCGCGUCACCGGGGUUCCUGGCCCAUUUGUUGGGACAGGCACUCGCCCACGCCCCUCAGCCGCUGCUCCCAAUGAGAUACCGGAAGCUGAGAGUGUUCUCAGGGAGCGCCGCGCCCGCCCCCGAGGAAGAGCCCUUUGAAAUCUGGUUGGAACAGGCCACUGAGAUAGUCACAGAGUGGCCGGUAGCAGAGGCAGAAAAGAAACGAUGGUUGAUGGAAAGCCUUCGCGGCCCGGCCCUGGACCUCAUGCACAUAGUCCAGGCAGACAAUCCGUCCAUAAGUGCGGAAGCGUGUCUGGAGGCAUUUAAGCAAGUGUUCGGGAGCCUGGAGAGCCGCAGGACCUCACAGGUGAAAUACUUGAAGGCCUAUCAGGAGGAAGGAGAGAAGGUCUCCGCCUACGUGUUGCGGCUGGAAACCCUGCUGCGCAGGGCGGUGGAGAAGCGGGCCAUCCCGCGGAGCAUCGCCGACCAGGUCCGCUUGGAGCAGGUCAUGGCUGGGGCGAGCCUUAGCGAAAUCCUCUGGUGCAGGCUGAGGGCGCUGAAGGAUCAGGGCCCACCCCCCAGCUUCCUGGAGCUCAUGAAGGUCAUCCGCCAAGAGGAGGAGGAGGAGGCCUCUUUCGAAAACGAGAAUGUUGAGGAGCCGGAGGAUGGGGACGGCUAUGGACACUGGGAUCACGAAGCAGAUGACUAAAACCCAACUCCAAAGGGGACCCAUGGUCCCGGACGGGGGGACAUCACUUUACCAGGCUAAGACCUUGCGGUCUUUUUUUCUCUAACGUACACAGUUGAAAGCAAGGCAUUCCAGCCAGGUCUUGAUUCUUUUAAGAAAAAAAAAAAAAAAAAAGAAAAUGUCAGAGCGUUUCUUGGACCCUACAUAGAUUAUUAGUAAACAAAAGAUUGAAUUCCAAAUACGAGAGAAUAAACCUAAAGAAAUCUGGACCAGGUUUCCUCUAAAUACCCCCCAAUAGAGCCAAGUUACCCAUCCCACAGAAGAAAGAAAUAAAUGUGAGAAAAUUAUCACUUUGGCCAUCUAUUUAAAAACCCAAGCUCUUUGACUUGGCAAUUGUUGUCCUUUGUCAAAUCAGCAGGUUCUCUCCUAGGUCGGAGCAGCGUGAGACAGUGUUCAAAAGAGCUAAGGGUGAUAAACUUAUGCGCCUGGCCGGGCUCUGGGGGAACCGCAGAGGCUCUGGAAGGAGGCGGCGGCCUCCGCACGUGAAAGCGAAAUAGCCUUCCGCGUAAAAGAGUUCGCUGUGCCAAGAGAAGUGCUGAUGGCAGAUGAGUACUAACAUCUGCAUCGCAGGUUUCUCUCUUUCCUUACUUGGGAAGCACUUAUUGCUUCUCUGCUGGGUGUUGGAUAGCCGGUUCCAGGCGCUGUGUUAGGCCCCCGACGACACAGAGGUCCCGUGGGAGAGGCAUCCUCAGCAAAGGCAGACAUCACCGGAGGGCCCGCUGGAGAGUGGGGAUGCGCAGGGGAUCCGUGUUUGGAUUCAGUCUGGUUAGAGAGAAGGAUUUUUAGUGGCAACCAAGGGCAGGGGAGCAGGAAAGAGCUGGCCGUUACUGAGGGCCUGCUCUGUGCACGGUGUUUCAGGCCCAUCUCAUGUCAUGUGGACAUCCCCCGUGUGCAGUAAUGGGGCUCAUUUGGAAAGAGGAAGAAACAGGUUCAGGGUUACUGGUCUGCUCAACAUCAAAAUGCUAGCAGGUGGCAGAGGCCGGACAGAAGUCCAGUCCUCUCUGACUCUUGCUAAUCCUCUCUCCACCCUGAUAGCCAUUUUCAAAUUGUGCUUUGCAGUUCUGCAAGGAUUUUUUAGCAGUUCCAUCUUUAAAAUGUAUUUUAAACUCUUUAAAUCUCUAAUAAAUAACAGGUAGACACGGGAACGUUGAUAUCCAAAGUUUAACACAUUGGCAUUUACCGGCCGGCUGGCUUUUCUUUCCAGACUGACUCAUUUUGUGCAGACCUUGGAAGAAAGGUUCUCUUGUGAUAUCUGAGCACAUAUCCAAACUCUUUUUAAUUCUUCAUAGAUUAAGGAAGCCAUAGUACCUCACAGGUGUUUAAAUCAAGCCCGUGCAUUUCUUGUGACGUAAAGGAUGCUUCGAGCAUAAAUGAGCAUCGUUCCAUUGCAAGGCGCCAACACAAUUGAUGUCCAGCAUCGUGGUAGCUCUGAAUAUACAAUAAACAAGUGGCUUAACUCCUCUAAACUUUAGUUUUCUCCUCAAAAUGGGAGGAUGAUAGAAUAGGGUUGUUGGUAGGCUCCAAGGACAUAAAGCCUUGUAAGCACUUGGCAUGAUGCCUGGGACAUGGAAAAGCCUCAAUACAUUGAGGGGCUCUUUUUUUAUUAUUUUUCACGGUGCUUAUUGUCUGGUCAAUGCACACUCUCUUCGUUGUUCUAACAGUCCUGCAGUCACAAGUACAUAUGUAACCUAUCAUUCAAGUUGUGGCAUCGCAUUGGAACCUGUUUUAGCGCUUGUGGUGAGUUUCAGUGCUUUUUGUCUGUUAACUUUGUGAUAAAUUUUCCAGCAGUUGUUGACUAGUGUUAGUGAUUAUAAGAAAUUAUUCUUUCUGAUCGUGGAUAAUUUUAACUGAAGAAUAUCCUGAGAUUGUAAGAAAAGCUUUUAAAAAAAUGGUACGCUCUGUGAUCAUUUAUCUUUCUAAGUUAUACUUUUCAAUACUGUUAACCAAAGUGAUAACACCCUGAUUUCAUGUGUUUUUUGUAUCCAUGAACAUGGCCUCACUGUUCUCCAGUAUCCACAGUAAACAAAGUGAAGCGUUAUAA
Camelus dromedarius (Arabian camel) is the source of this 3891-nucleotide messenger RNA. RefSeq names its product PNMA family member 2 (gene PNMA2). Lineage: Eukaryota; Metazoa; Chordata; Mammalia; Artiodactyla; Camelidae. The transcript has 3 exons. The record is from RefSeq and is a predicted model, not a curated record. Bases 717 to 1811 code for a protein of 364 amino acids.